GUUUAUAUAUUUCCACCCUGAUUUCAUUUCAUUUCAAUAAGCCAUCUGAUUCAAAAUCAAAAAGAAAGGUAUUUAGCGACAAUGCACCUGCUUCGCUCUUUGUGGCUGCUGAGCAUCCUGCUCCUGGUGGCCGGCCAGCAGAAUCCGGCGGCUGGACCCGCCUCCAAGGAUCCUGCGGCGGCGGCGAAUGUGACGCAGUUGAAUACCACCUUGGUGGCUCCGGGAUCGAAGUCGGCACCGGCAUCGGGACCGGGAACACCAGGAGCUGCUGUCAGUGGUCAAGUGCAGACCAAAAAUCCGGUGGGUGCUCAGCAGGACAAAGCCGCCAACAAUACGGCCGCGGCGGAAAAUGCAGGCAAGAAGAGAAAUCGCACAGACACGGGCUUAACCGCAGCUCCAUUGGCCACUUCCAAGCCGGGGACAGGGGAUCAAAAGGUAGCCAAGGGAAACGAGGCAGCCAGUUCCCCCUCCACCGCAACCACGUCCUCUUCCACUUCGACCACCACCACCACGGCCAAGCCAGCAGCAGGAUCGCCCAUAGUCACCGACGGCCAGUCGAUGCAGGAUGUCACCAAGACAGGCAAGUCGUCCAGCAAUGGUCCCACAAUCACCUCCAGCAGCACCACCAGCACAACGACGACGACCACCACCACCACCACCACCACCACAACUACCACAACCACACCGAAGCCCAUGAAACCCAGUGUGGCCGUGAGCACGGACGUGCACCAAGAGUGGGAGAAGGAUGUGGAGCUGCUGAAUACCCAGGAAAAGCAAGGGCCCGCCCAGGCGCAGCGACCAGGCGUCACGCAGCCGGAACCCGAGGUGCAGGGUCUGACUGGCAGUAGUCUGGCCGAUCACGGGGACAACGGCUACGUGGUGCCCAUUGUGACCGUGCUGCUGACCGUGCCGCUGGCCCUCGGCGUGGUGACCAUCAUGUACCGCCGCUUCCGCGACAUGUGGAGCACCAGACACUAUCGCCGCAUGGACUUCCUCGUGGACGGCAUGUACAACGACUGACGAAGGCGCGGACGACAGCCAUGCUCCUCCUCCGGCGCCCUUGGAUGAUGAUUAUUAGUUGUUUAAGUUGGAUGCCCUUGCAUGCAAUGCAAGGUCUCCGGAUCGAAAGGUAGACAGUGAGAAGCGACAGGGGGAUGAUGAUAAUGACACAAAACACGGAUAUUGCUCAGUCAAUUAAGAGAAAAGAGGGAUUCGCCUUGUAGCGCGGAAUAGCUACUAGCUAGAAGACCCUUCCGAGCGGCCAAAUUGAAUUUAAACCAACUGAUUUUCUACGCUUAAUUCGGACUUUUACGUUUAAGCAUAUUGAAUUUAUGUCAAGCAUUUGUUACCAAUCAAAUUGAUACCGAAACCUAUAUAUAUACCCCGUAUAUCUUAUCUACUUAAGACUCUGUACACCAGAUGCUGUAUAUUGGAGGCUGCGAAUCAGCCUCGACCACCGUCAGCGCAAUUAGCAAUCACUCAUUGAAUCCACAAUCUAGCCGUAAUGUGCCUUACGAACCAGCUCUACAUAUAAAAAAUACCUUUACACAUGAUAUUCUCCGUCUCCGAAGCCUACGAGAUGAACUCUCCGCAUUUACUUUACGCAACACCACACUCACUCAGAAAAAAAGCAGCAGAAACCAAAAAACACAACCAAUCGGCCUAAAACAAGCAAACUUAUUGCAGUGCGACAUAUAUAUAGGUAUAUAUACACAUAUAUUUCUCGUUGUUAUCAAAGUAACAAUUACAAUAAAGCAAAAGGCAGUCAAAUUGAA
Drosophila biarmipes is the source of this 1775-nucleotide messenger RNA. RefSeq lists its product as uncharacterized. Bases 82 to 1020 code for a protein of 312 amino acids. The transcript has a single exon. The record is from RefSeq and is a predicted model, not a curated record. Lineage: Eukaryota; Metazoa; Arthropoda; Insecta; Diptera; Drosophilidae.